Molecule: messenger RNA, 405 nt
Organism: Fusarium subglutinans
Lineage: Eukaryota; Fungi; Ascomycota; Sordariomycetes; Hypocreales; Nectriaceae
Exons: 1
Coding region: 1-405 (134 amino acids)
Source: RefSeq, a predicted model, not a curated record
AUGGCUAAGCCGUGGGUCUCGUCGCACGCUCACACCCAGCCCAAUCACAACCACAACCGUCAAGCCACCAAGGAAAAGGACCAACCCGCUGACUCUACCUCCAAGAACCGCACCUCGGUCCGCUUCAGCACCUACAGCAUGGCUCCUUCGCUGUCUCCCACCGUCGGGACAACCGACUCUGCUCACGCCGAGAUCCGCGACAUCGCUACCGGCCUCGACCGCAUGGAGAACAAGGCUCUCUCCUCCCAGCGCGUCACCCUCACCGACGAGAAGACAGACACCAUGAGCAAGCUCGCCCUCGGUGCUAAGCUUGAGCGCGCUCUCGACCGAAGAAUGAGCGGCCAGGAUGCUGUCAUGCGACCUCGUGGCCAGAGCCUCAACGAGAAGCUCAGCGAAAAGGAGUAG